AUGUCUGGCACUGACAAUACCAACCCUAUACAGGACAAAUCAAAGACUUGGGAACAGUGGAAUAUUGAAGAAGUGUAUGGAUGGGCAAAAAAUCAAUCCGAUGGGGAGGACUAUGCUCAAGCAUUGAAAGAUCAAUCCAUCAAAGGGCAGUUUUUGAAAAAUCUUACCUUUGCAAGAUUAACUCAAUCAGACGGUCCCUAUAAAUUCAAAGAUGGUUCUGCCUAUUCUCUCCUUGAAUCCAUCGAAAAGCUCACGAAAAACCCAUCUCUUUUUCCUCUUAGUCACUACUUUUGUCAAACAUACCUAAUUGCUGCAUCAACCAAUCACCAUCAUUCAAAUCUAGUCAUUUUGUUUUGCUUUGUUUGUUCUCACAUUACAGGCCUUCACUUGCCUCAGUGUUGUUGGUCAAUCUAUCUCCAACUAUUCCAAAUAUUAUAUCAACCAAUCACCAUUCAUAUCACUGGCUAUAUUCACUAA
Molecule: messenger RNA, 477 nt
Organism: Cavenderia fasciculata
Lineage: Eukaryota; Evosea; Eumycetozoa; Acytosteliales; Cavenderiaceae
Exons: 3
Coding region: 1-477 (158 amino acids)
Source: RefSeq, a predicted model, not a curated record